Molecule: messenger RNA, 848 nt
Organism: Cajanus cajan (pigeon pea)
Lineage: Eukaryota; Viridiplantae; Streptophyta; Magnoliopsida; Fabales; Fabaceae
Product: CURVATURE THYLAKOID protein
Cellular component (GO): thylakoid; chloroplast thylakoid membrane
Source: RefSeq, a predicted model, not a curated record
UAGUUUGUAUAGAAGUUUAGAAAAUAAAUAAAUAAAAGGGAGUUAGUCUUAUUUUAAUUUUUGUGGCGCACACUCCUUGCAUUGAAACAUUCUGUGGCUCUGUGUGUCUCAGUCUCACUCAUCCUUUGCAUCAGUAGAGACUAGAGAGUAAUACAAGGGCUGCAAAUGGCUUCCACUGUUGCAAGCUUGCCUUCACCAUUGUUGCUCCCUGCUAGAAAAUCACAAUCAGGGAACUUCUCAACUUUCCCUGUUUCUCUUCUUUCAGGGAGACGAAAGCAUGUUUCAUUUAUUGUGAAGGCUUCUGGAGAAAGUUCUGAAUCUUCAACUACCCUUACUGUUUUUAAGUCUGUUCAGAAUGUUUGGGAAACACCUGAGGACCGAUUGGGACUUGUUGGUUUGGGAUUUGCAGCCAUAGCAGCGUUUUGGGCAUCAACAAAUUUUAUUGCGGCCAUUGACAAAUUGCCACUUUUCCCAACUGUACUGGAAUUAAUUGGAAUAUUUUACUCAGUGUGGUUUACUUAUCGCUAUCUCGUAUUCAAGCCUGACCGGGAAGAGCUUUUUCAAAUCUUGAACAAGGCAGCAUCAGAUAUCUUGGGCUAAUAAGAUGUGCAGCCAAAAUGCUAUUCUAGAUUGUGAUUUGAAGUACAGAUUCUCUGCGGCAAUAGUUCUUUUGUGUUGGGAGAAGUGGGUGAAAGAAGGGAGAGGGGAAAGGGGCUAUGCUUGUCUUUACUCCUAUCGUAAAUGUAAGACUACUACAUUACAUCCAUGAAUUAAAGCUUACUUUUUUUGGGUUGACUUCUUUGUAUACAAUUAUAAUGAAGUUCCCUUGAGCAUUUGGAUGCAGUUAA